AUGGCUGCACAGGCUAGUUCUGGAUGUGACCAGUGCGGAGUGUCACACGAGCUUGGUGCAUGCUUCCAGGGAGUUGUGUAUGAGGGCCAAGAGGAGGAGGUAGAUUUUGUGAGUAAUCAGGAGUGGCAAGCCAGGCGUGGCCCAGCAAGUACAACACAAGUCCAGGAGCCAGUCAAAGAGUACACUCCUCGAGUUCCAUACCCUGGCCGGCUGAAGAAACAGAAAAACGAAGAACAAUACGGUAAGUUCCUUGAAAUGUUUAAGAAACUGCAUAUAAACAUACCGUUUGUUGAAGACCUGGCCCAGAUGCCAAAGUAUGCGAAAUUCUUGAAGGACAUCCUCUUGAAUAAACAGAAGCUUGAAGAUAUGUCCUGUGUGGUGAUGAACGAAAGCUACUCUGCAAUCCUUCAAAAUCGUCUGCCCACGAAAAUGGGAGAUCCUGGCAGUUUCACGCUUCCUUGUUUAAUAGGAAAUAUGUCUGUUAGCCAUACAUUGGCUGAUUUGGGAGCGAGUAUCAACCCUAUGCCCUAUAAGGUUUUUACAAAGUUGGAUCUAGGUGAGCCGUCGCCUACACGAAUGAGCAUUCAACUAGCUGAUCGUUCCAUCAAGUAUCCACGUGGAUUUGUUGAGAAUAUGCUUGUUAAGAUCGACAAGUUUGUGUUUCCAGUGGACUUUGUUAUCCUGGAUAUGGAUGAGGACUCUAGGGUGCCUUUGAUUCUCAGACGUGCAUUCUUGAAUACCGCCCGGGCCAUUGUAGACGUAGCUGCCGGCCAGAUUACACUCCGAGUGAAUGAUGAGCAUGUGACCUUUGACAUCAAGCGGUCGAUGCAGCACCCACAGAUUCAGGAUGAUGCGCUCAACUAUGUUGACAUUGUCGACACGUAUGUGAGCACACAUUUCCAGGGCACGAUUGAGGAGAUUGAUUCGGACAUACAUCUGUUGUGCGGGGACCUAGAUGGCAUUACGCAGGAGGGCCACGAUUUCAAGCAGCCAGUCUAUCAGGUUGGUGAUGAUGGUACCCAGAGUCCGGAUCGAUUUUCAGAGAUUGAUCGUGAGGAUGAAGAAAAGUCGAAGCCGUCGGUUGAAGAUCCCCCGUCUUUGGAGCUUAAGGAGCUUCCGCCCCAUUGGGAAUAUGCAUUUCUAGACGAGGAGCGCCGUUUGCCGGUUAUUAUCUCAUCAUCGUUGACGGACGAGGAAAAGAGCAAACUGCUUAGUGUUUUGCGAAGAAAGCACUAG
Molecule: messenger RNA, 1236 nt
Organism: Helianthus annuus (common sunflower)
Lineage: Eukaryota; Viridiplantae; Streptophyta; Magnoliopsida; Asterales; Asteraceae
Exons: 2
Coding region: 1-1236 (411 amino acids)
Source: RefSeq, a predicted model, not a curated record